AUGUCACUGCCUCGUUCAUUAUCUCCAAUCCAACAACAACCAAAACGUGCCUUUUCUAUGGACCACAAGAAGGAUGAUGAAACUCAGGACGAAAGUGAGGGAUCAACGGAAGAUGAUAGCAAUGAUUCGGCUAUAAAAGACGAGGUAGUAGAGGAGCAAAAACAAGACGAGGCAGUACAAGAGCAGAAUACUGUAGUUGAACAAAAGCAAACUAAGAAUACAUGCUCCAGAGUUUCUGCACCAAAAAUUUACUGCAGUCUAGCUUCAAUAGGGGUUCGUCCAGAAAUGAUGCAAGAAGCAACCAAGGAAUGUUCACAUAAUAUUGUUGAUAGUGGACAUUUGAAUGAAAAGGAUGGGAAGAUUUAUGUUGAAAAUUAUGACGUUGAGAUAAAUGGAUUGAAAAAUGUAUGUUAUUCAUUUUUAAUUCUAAUUGUAAGGCACUCUCUAAUUGAAAAGCGCUUAGCAAGACACUCUCUAACAGAAAGCCAUCUCUAA
Molecule: messenger RNA, 495 nt
Organism: Meloidogyne enterolobii
Lineage: Eukaryota; Metazoa; Nematoda; Chromadorea; Rhabditida; Meloidogynidae
Source: the annotation of a GenBank genome assembly